Messenger RNA from Colletotrichum navitas, 969 nucleotides. RefSeq lists its product as uncharacterized. The record is from RefSeq and is a predicted model, not a curated record. The coding region runs from base 175 to 657 and encodes 160 amino acids. NCBI's taxonomy places the organism in Eukaryota, Fungi, Ascomycota, Sordariomycetes, Glomerellales, Glomerellaceae. The transcript has a single exon.
CCAAUACAAUCCGCUAACGCUGACGUGGGAUAAUCUUGGAGGAUCAACACUGCUUGGCACAUUCUAUGCUGUCAGCCAUAAGCAAAUCCCGUAAUCUUCAAUGACUAUAAAUCUCUUGUUGGUUCCAACACCACGUUCAAAAUCCUGUCCUCGUCAGCCAACACCAUCGUUAACAUGCCUUCCACUCCAUCGUCUGCAGAACUCCGAAAGACAAUCGAGCUAACGACGAGGUCUUUCCUCGCAGCAUACACAGACGCCAACGAACAAAAUGACCCCUCGCUCAUUAAUCGUGACGUGACGGCCGACUGUACCCGUCAUAUGCUACCGAGUACUAUGGUCAAGGCCUUUGGCCUUCCGGCGGGUAUCAGCAUCCCCAAUGAAGCGUACAUCCAGAAUAUCGCCCGGAAUAUUCGAGUUUACUCUGUGCAAGACUCCGUCAUUUCAGAUCUGGUCAUCGACAUCGAGACUCGCAAGGCCGCAUUUACAUCGAAAUCGAAUGUUGUGUAUAAGACAGGCUGGGAGUCUCACCCGAUCGAGUUCAGUUGGCUUUUGGAUUUCAAUGAAGAUGGCUCAAAAGUGAAAAAGGUCACUGAGUUCUGCGAUAAAGAUACAGUUCUCCUUUUGCAUGGCCGAGUUGAGGCGGGACAGCCCAAGUAAAAGGGGGGGUUCUUUCGAGUAAAUCAGGACCUGGAUCGUUGACAUCGUAGUCGUCUUGGGAGAUUAUAGAUGUGCAGGAAUUGAUGUUGAAACUCGGAUCUCCCUGUACGGAGUGCAAAACGUCACGUCCAAGCCUUGACUCUAUUUGUAUACCAGUAAAGACCAUCUCUUCAUCCAUGUUAUAAUUAACACCUCUACCGCAUCCCGAUGCUCUCUAGGCAUAGGAAGAUGUGCCGGGAGCACAUCUCACAAGGUAGAGUCCCGCUUUGCAGGAUAGUUAAUUCCAAACUCCUAGUUAUUGAGGUUACCUAC